Messenger RNA from Pelobates fuscus (common spadefoot toad), 2783 nucleotides. RefSeq names its product mitochondrial calcium uptake 1 (gene MICU1). The record is from RefSeq and is a predicted model, not a curated record. Gene Ontology annotation, biological process: mitochondrial calcium ion homeostasis; calcium import into the mitochondrion. Lineage: Eukaryota; Metazoa; Chordata; Amphibia; Anura; Pelobatidae. Bases 136 to 1578 code for a protein of 480 amino acids. Gene Ontology annotation, cellular component: uniplex complex. The transcript is spliced from 12 exons. Gene Ontology annotation, molecular function: calcium ion binding.
ACAGCGAGCGGCUCGGGCAAGAAGAGAGGGAACUGAGACGGGUAGUUUAGUUCCGGUCGGAGUAUUCCCUCAAAGCUAAUCGUAGUUGGACUGCGAGACCAGGAAGACGCCCAGGCUGGGAGACGUGAGUUCAGGAUGUUCCGACUUCGUUUCAUACCAGCUGUGGCUGGACUGGCAGCUGUUUCUCGUCGAUACCAUGGAUCUUCAAAUUCGGCAAGGAGCAGACGGAGGCUCAUGCUAGCAGCAUUUGUUGGUGCAACUGCGGUAUCCGCAAGUGCUGGAUUGCUGUGGAAAAGAGCCUAUGCAAACGGGCAGUCUUCAGUAAAGCACGACUUUAGGGAGGAGCCUAGUCAGAAGGAGAAGGAGACGAAAGAUGAGGGGGAUCUUGAGGAUCAUGCUGUGGAGUCAAGUGAUGAAGAACAACAAUCAGAUGGAAAAAAGAAGAAGCCACGAACUGGCUUUAGAGAUCGCAAGGUGAUGGAGUAUGAGAACAGAAUCCGUGCUUAUUCUACUCCUGACAAAAUCUUCAGAUACUUCGCAACUCUGAAAGUGAUACAUGAGUCUGGAGAAUCAGAAGUUUUCAUGACACCCCAGGAUUUUGUGAGGUCCAUAACUCCAAAUGAAAAGCAGCCAGAAAAUUUGGGCCUCGACCAGUUUAUCAUAAAGCGCUAUGAUGGAAAGAAAAUUUCUCAAGAAAGGGAAAAGUUUGCAGACGAGGGCAGUAUUUUUUUCACACUUGGGGAAUGCGGACUGAUUUCUUUCUCGGAUUACAUUUUCCUUACCACGGUACUUUCUACUCCUCAAAGGAAUUUUGAGAUUGCUUUCAAAAUGUUUGACCUGAACGGAGAUGGUGAAGUCGACAUGGAAGAGUUUGAGCAGGUUCAGAGCAUCAUCCGGUCUCAAACUAGUAUGGGAAUGCGUCACAGAGAUCGUUCCACCACUGGAAAUACUCUAAAGACUGGCUUCAGUUCUGCUCUCACCACCUAUUUCUUUGGUGCUGAUCUGAAGGGGAAACUAACGAUCAAGAACUUUCUAGAGUUUCAGAGAAAGCUUCAGCAUGAUGUUCUAAAGCUAGAGUUUGAGCGCCAUGAUCCCGUGGACGGACGGAUUACGGAGCGGCAGUUUGGAAGCAUGCUAUUGGCUUACAGUGGCGUGCAAUCCAAGAAACUCACUUUAAUGUUAAAGCAGCUGAAGAAACGCUUUAAGGACGGAGAGGGGCUGACAUUUGAAGAAGUUGAAAACUUCUUUACUUUCCUAAAGAAUAUAAAUGAUGUGGACACCGCUCUGAGCUUUUACCACAUGGCAGGAGCUUCACUCGAUAAAGUUACAAUGCAGCAAGUUGCCAGGACGGUGGCGAAAGUUGAACUCUCGGAUCACGUCUGUGAUGUAGUCUUUGCACUGUUCGACUGUGAUGGAAACGGAGAGCUGAGCAAUAAGGAGUUCAUUGCCAUCAUGAAGCAGCGCCUGAUGAGAGGACUGGAAAAGCCAAAAGACAUGGGAUUCACUCGGCUGAUGAGAGCCAUGUGGAAAUGUGCUCAGGAGACAGCCUGGGAUUUUGCAAUGCCAAAACAAUCAUGAUGCGCACACAUCAAUGAGCAUAAACUAGACAAUUAACGAAUCUGCAACGAGGAGGCCACAUGCAGACUAUUAAAUAAAAAUGCCAUACCACUAUAUCAAUCUCCAAAUUCAUUAUCUAGGGCCCAUUAAAAAAACAAAAACAUAGCACCGGGAAUGAAGCUAACCAUCUAUUUGCUACUCUGCUUUUUGGCUUGUUGCCAGUUAAUGUUUAUAAUGAUUUUCUAAGGUUGACGGUGUAAAAGGCUGAGACAGGAGCCUUAAUAACCCACGCACUAUAUAAAGAGCGGGGGCAAUACUGUUGUAGUUAGAUUGUCGUUAAUAGUCAACACCAGUAUCACACUAUAAAUGUAUAGAGGCAGACUUCAUAACAAGGGUUUCCUAUGGCCUGGUGCUCAUCAUUAAAAUCAAGCCUGCUUAUAUGAAUGUUGUACUUAAAUACUGUUAUGGUUACAGUGAGUUUAAAAUAAGAGUUUAUUGAUUAAUGGUACUCUUCACGCACUCACACCAGGAAACCCCAAUCACUGGUGUGCUGAUAUAUUAGUCCUGUCAUUGAUAGUCUGAUGACCUUCAAACCUUGAUAUGUACUAUUGCUAAGAAUCACCCAGUGACAACAGAGACAUGUCCAGUCUUUUUUCCCAUAUUAUAAGUGUUUGCCUUAUUUGCAUAAUCCGUUACUAAUCACUAAGUGAUUGUGUUAAAAAAUAAAUAAGAAAUAAAAUCUCCAGUUAAUCUCCACUCAAGGUUUAUUUCCAUCCCUGCUAUUGAGUCUCACCGUUGGCCACGUACUCUGUUUAGUCAUUACACAUCUGUGGCUAGUAUGAUCGGUGUAGUAAUACCAAGAGAAUAAUCUGCAAAAAUUAAACACUGGCUAGUGUUGCAUUGUAUUUUUCUAUAUAAACUGGCCUGCUAGCAUGCUUGAAUAGUCUCUGUAGCAAUAACCACUUCCAACGCUUCAAUGCACAUAGUCUUAUUCCGUCUUGCUUUUUGACUUCAGUUUGCAAGCACACAGUCCUCUAUAUGCAGUAAAUAGCAAUCGUAAUUGUAUAACUAUUUCAGAGACUGUUUUCAAUGAAUAAUAAAACAUUGUGUUUUCUUGUAACUGAAUAGUAUUUAAUACUACAGAAUAUCAUAUUAAUUUAAAAUGUGUGUACAACUCCAAGCUAUAAAAAAAAACUCCUCAUUGUUUGUUCAAGGUUAAAUUAAAC